Manduca sexta (tobacco hornworm) is the source of this 549-nucleotide messenger RNA. RefSeq lists its product as uncharacterized. The transcript has a single exon. The record is from RefSeq and is a predicted model, not a curated record. The coding region runs from base 1 to 549 and encodes 182 amino acids. Lineage: Eukaryota; Metazoa; Arthropoda; Insecta; Lepidoptera; Sphingidae.
AUGUUCUUUGCGGUUCUAUGUUUGGUUUUGCUGGGUACAGUUGCAGCCCAUACGUGGGAACAGGACUCGUAUCCCGACGAACAAAAUCAGUACAAUGCACCUUCUUUGAACCGGAACUUCGACAAAUUUUGGAAUGAAUUCAAUAGGAGCAUGGAUAAAUUUGAUCGCGGCAUUGCCAAGCUUCAACGUGAAAUAGAGAAACUAUGGAGAAAAAUGCCGCACACUGGAAAAAAUAUUGAAGUGACCGACAACCGUUACGCACUGAAGAUGUAUUUUAAUGUGAAUUUUAGGGACAUUGAGGUAAAGUCGAAACCAGGCACGCUGAUGAUAAAUGCUAUCUACAAAGACAAAGAUGGAAGGGAUAAGAAUUAUUCGGACGAGCUAUCCUUGCCUGACAACGUUGAUCCAGCUGGGAAAUGGACUUAUUCGCAAGGAGUUCUGAAGAUAGACUUCAAGAAAAAAAAUGGUCCCGAAAACCCAGUUGUCAUAUCUGAUUCAGUAGUUGACGUAGACAAUGACUUAAACGAGUACGAUGUGGAGUACGAGUAA